GUAGCCUACCAUAUAUCCAUCUCUAUAGGAAACAGUAAAGGCUAUGAUGUGUCAUACAAGCUGUUUCAUAAUUUCUCUAUUCAGUUGAAAAAGUUUGAUCUACGGUUGUCAGAAGCUCAUAGAACUGAAUAGAAAUAUAAAGAAGUUACAGAUUACUGAGAAAAAAUGAAAACUAGGACCUUUGGGUAUCCUGAAAAGGUCUAUCAGGACACCAGUACAGCAUUCCAAAAACUGGAACAUCUGGUGACCCUAUAGUAGGGGGAAUAUUUGGGGAAGAGUGACCAUUGCAUUAUUAGAUUUGAUGUUUUGCUACAUGGUGAAAUAAAAAAGAGAUUUAAUUUUAUUUCCUAAUUUUCAGAAAGCAACUUUAAGGCCAUGAGACAAGAUUUGUCAUUAGUGAAUUGGCAUAAGGAGUUACAAGAUAAUGUAGAACACAUUUGAGAAGUUUUUCAAAAUAAGUUGUUUUUAAUUAAAGAUAGGCAUGUUUUUCAACAGAGGAGAAGGAAAAUCAAAUCUAAUUGGUUUAAAAGACAGAACAUAGGUAAAUAUUCUUAGACAAAAAACACAGAGUUUUCCCAUACAUUCAAUCAAGGUUUCUAAAAUUCUUAUUCCAUAAUUUUUCACUGUGACUGACUAAUUGAGAAGUGUCAUAGCAGCAUAGCUCCAAAGAUAAAGCCUAAUAGUUGAUCUACAGUUCAUUUUUCCUUUCUUUGUUUUUCUUUCAUCUUUUUUUCUUUGCAGGUUUUGCCUUUUUUCCUUUUUCUUAUUUUCCAUAGCCAAAAAUUCUUCCAGAAUUUUCAAAAUCUCAAAUUUUCUCCUAUGCUUUUGGAUGCUUAUUCGAAAAACAUAAAGGAAAAUAUCAGGUAUAAUUAACAUAGAUUUUGUAAGUUUGAAUUGACAGAUAGGUUGUAAGAUCUACAUAACUAUAGAAAGGCUAGGUUUUGACUGAAAAAAGAAAUCAGGAAUUCAAAAAGUGAGAAACAGCUGGAUGAUAAUGUUAAAACUACAGCAAGGAUUUUUUUUUCAGUGUGUUAAAGACAAGCAACAUUUGAGAAUAGGGAUUGGGCCCUUAAGGGAUGCUGAUGGCAAUUUUAUUAUUAUUUAUAAUUUUAUUAUGGUUGAGCUUUAAAACAUUUUCUUCUCUUCUCUUUUUACAAGAGAAGAUAUUUAUAUUAUACCUGACACUGAGCAUUCAAUGAGAAAUAUUGGCAAUUAAAAAUAGAUGAAGCAUCAGGGUCAGACAAGAUUUUCCCAAGAGCUUUAAAGGGGGUCAAAGAUCAGAUAUGUGAGCCUACAUUUUUCAGUAGAUAAUGGGCACUGGGCAGGUGCCUGAGGAUUUAAAUGUUGCUUAUAUUACUCCUAUUUUUAAAUGGAGGUGAUAAGAGUUGCCCUGGAAACUAUAGAAGACUAGUUAAGUCUUACUUCUGUGGUGAGGGAAAUUCUAGAUAGUCUGGUAAAAGAAGCUUUCAAAGUUGGGAGAGGAUAGUUUAGCAAUGUGAUCUUAAACAGAAAUAAGAAUUGCUCAAUCCCACAAUGGAAAAUGGGGAAGUGAGGAUGUGUCCCAUGGUGUAGAGUGACUAGGGCACUACGGAGCAUACUCGGUAAGUCAACAUCCAAAACCUCAUGCUGGGUACCGACAUUCUCACAAUGGAAGGCUGAGGAUUAUAUCUUCUUUACCUCAAGUUCCAGAGUCAAGAGGGAACCUAACAUUUGUCUUCAGGAACUCGCAGGGUAGCCUAAUGCCAGGGAUCUGGGAAUGUGUCAUUCAGAAAUCCGAGAGAAGUCCAUUGCAUGCAUUCAAUCACUGUGACCAUGAAACCAGCCCGAAACAAUCCCAGGUCAGUAACAAUCUCAUCACCCGACAAGGAAAAACCCAGGACAGAAGCAGAAACAGGCCACAUAGACCUUCUGUGACCCACAACACAGAAGACAAGUCGAGAGGGAAAGAUGGACAACCCGAAACCUGUGUGAGGACCUAUGUGAUUCGUUCACUUGAUCUCCAAAACCUCACUUGCUAGGUACCGGCAUCCACAAGAGUGUAGGAGGAGGGCACCCAAUUGGAAGGGUGAACUGCAUUUGGGCAUCUCAACACAGGAAAUUAGUUACUCAUCCAGAGGAGCUUGUAACUCCCUCUACACUGGCAGAGCACCACCAUCCUACUCUGAACUGAAUGGUUAUAGCCAUCUUUGUGGAACCUAUCCAGCAGGUUGCCUCCAUGGUCAACCACCCCAGCGGCUUGGAACUGCAAUUGGACAUAGUGUCACCUUUCCAGCUGUAUUUUAACCCUGAUUUAAUAAUAAAACAUUACCAGGUAUGGAGGUUAAUGACUACAUUUCUAUUUUUUGGAUCAUUAGGAUUCAAUUUUCUCUUCAAUAUGAUUUUUACCUACCGUUACUGCCGCAUGUUGGAAGAGGGCUCAUUCCGAGGGAGAACAGCUGAUUUUCUUUUCAUGUUCAUAUUUGGAGGAACAGUCUUAAUUAUAAUUGCUCUCUUUGUUAACCUUCUUUUCUUGGGACAAGCCUUUACAAUUAUAUUGGUAUAUAUUUGGAGUCGUCGAAACCCCUACAUUCGAAUGAAUUUCUUUGGACUAAUAAAUUUUCAGGCCCCAUUUUUACCUUGGGUUCUUUUAGGAUUCUCAGUUUUGCUUGGUAAUUCAGUAAUGGUGGAUGUGAUGGGAAUAGCAGUUGGACAUCUUUAUUAUUUUCUAGAAGAUGUUUUUCCAAACCAAACUGGUGGCUUUAAGAUUCUCAAAACCCCUUAUUUUAUAAAGUAUCUAUUUGACAUAGCACCAGAUGAUCCAAACUACCAUCCCCUUCUUGAGGACCAACCAGGAGGAUUUGACUUGGGUGCUGGUGAUGUCCCUCCUCAGUAAAACAAUAAAUACAAAGCACUGUAAAUAUGUGUACAACUAGUCUUUUUUUUUUUGUUUGUUUUGAACUCAGGUGGUUCAGCACAAUUUUUUCUUUCAAAUUGUGAAAGAGCAUGGACUUUUUUUUUAGAAUAAAAGUAAAUAUAAAGUAAGUAUUUUUCAUAUUAAAUUGAAAUACUGUGGAACAUUAAUUGUUCAAAGUGUAAAAAUUAGUACCAUUUAGAAGAACUUGCCAGAAUGUAAACUUACGUAAUACAAUAUGCCCAACUUCUCUGAAGAGUUUGAAAUAAGCUAAGACAAUAGUUGUUUGUGCAGUUAUUUUUUUCUCUGUUCUGUUAGUUGUUAUGCUUACAUUGUUAUUCAUUACUAUAAAUUUCUUUUCUUUUUUAACAAGAAUGAAAUUAUAGAAAUAAAAAUUUGUUUGAGGAAUAAAAGUUUGUAACAAUUCUCUCAUUUUUACAUAUUAUAAAAACAAAUGUAUAAAAUUGUGAACCUUGUGCUCAUUGAAGGAAAGUUGUUUUAUUUUUUAGU
Limulus polyphemus (Atlantic horseshoe crab) is the source of this 3400-nucleotide messenger RNA. Its product is annotated as derlin-2-like. Gene Ontology annotation, molecular function: misfolded protein binding; ubiquitin-specific protease binding. Gene Ontology annotation, cellular component: Hrd1p ubiquitin ligase ERAD-L complex; endoplasmic reticulum membrane. The coding region runs from base 2171 to 2872 and encodes 233 amino acids. The transcript is spliced from 6 exons. The record is from RefSeq and is a predicted model, not a curated record. NCBI's taxonomy places the organism in Eukaryota, Metazoa, Arthropoda, Merostomata, Xiphosura, Limulidae. Gene Ontology annotation, biological process: endoplasmic reticulum unfolded protein response.